AUGUCCUUCUUCCGCAUCACCCUCCACCGAUCUGCUAUCGGUCUUCCCGAACGCACACGAGGUGUGCUCGCAGCGCUGGGUCUGCGCCGUCGAAUGCAGACCGUCUUCCACCCUGUGCAUCCCCAAUUCGCCGGUAUGAUCCUCAAGGUCAAGGAAUUGGUUCGAGUCGAGGAGGUGGACCGCGCGCUGAGCAAGAGAGAAGUCAAGUCUGCGCGGACGCCGGACGCCGGAUUUUACAUUGAGAAGGCUGUACCGAGAAUGUGA
Messenger RNA from Fusarium sp. VM40, 264 nucleotides. NCBI's taxonomy places the organism in Eukaryota, Fungi, Ascomycota, Sordariomycetes, Hypocreales, Nectriaceae. The record is from the annotation of a GenBank genome assembly.